This is a messenger RNA of Lycium barbarum (goji berry), 2000 nucleotides long. RefSeq names its product serine/threonine-protein kinase-like protein At5g23170. Gene Ontology annotation, cellular component: plasma membrane. The transcript has a single exon. Gene Ontology annotation, molecular function: ATP binding; protein kinase activity. The coding region runs from base 234 to 1355 and encodes 373 amino acids. The record is from RefSeq and is a predicted model, not a curated record. Lineage: Eukaryota; Viridiplantae; Streptophyta; Magnoliopsida; Solanales; Solanaceae. Gene Ontology annotation, biological process: protein phosphorylation.
UAGAUUGAGCAAACUCCAAUAGACUAAAAAGAACUAUUUUUGCUGCCUAAUAUAUUCCUUGUUUUUCUAUAUAUUAGACCUCCAAACUCACAACAGAAGGAAUGCUCCUUUCAUAACCAAGAUAUGAUUAUAAACAACCAAACUUUCUAAUUUGCUUGUAUCUUCUUGUCAAACUACAAAAGUGGAACCAGCAAAAGAUCUAAAAUAAGAAGGUUUGGAAGAAAAUUAGAGCAAUGAAAGUAUAUGAGUAUGAAGAGCUCGAAAAAGCCACAGAAAACUUCUCACAAUCAAAACUCAUUGGUAAAGGAAGCCAUGGAUGUGUAUACAAAGGCAUCUUAAAAGAUGGUAAGAUCAUAGCCAUAAAGAAACAAUCAUUGGGACUUCAAAAAAUUGAAGACAACUCCAAGCUCGAAAACGAAGUAAGUAUUUUAUCGUCUCUGCCAGAAAACUCUUUCAUCGUUAACUUUCUUGGAAAGAGUCAUCAUGAUGACGACUUAGCCAAGAAUGAAAUUUUUCUCAUCAUGGAGUACUUGCCAAAUUGUACCCUCUAUCAAAUGCUUCAUGCACAAAAUAAUAUCCUUCCCAACUGGCCUAAACGUGCCCAAAUAGCCAUUCAAGUAGCUAAAGCAAUCCAAUUUCUUCACCAAGCUAAGCCUUCAUCAAUUGUUCAUAGAGAUAUAAAGUCUGCCAAUAUUUUGUUUGAUUCAAAUUGGAAUGCUAAGUUGGCUGAUCUUGGACUUGCCCUAAGGCUGAAAAAUGAUAGCGAAAAUCAGGACGACGACUCACCGAGUCAUCCUGCCAAUUCGGUGACUCGACCGGCUGGCACGAUCGGAUACUUGGAUCCUGCUUACACCAAACCAAGCAAGUUAAGCACGAAAAAUGACGUGUUUAGUUUUGGGGUACUAGUCUUUGAGAUUAUGUCUUCAAGAAAAGUGAUCGAUGUUUCGAAAUCACCCGUUUCUAUAGUUGAUUGGGCAACCAAAUUGAUCAAAGAAGGACGUGCUUUGGAAAUUUGUGACAAAAGAAUGCAUGUACCUUGGUACAUGGAGGCCACGAUAAAGAACAUGUUGAGCAUAGCCAAACGUUGUGUCUCUGAAAAGAAACUAGCAAGACCAUCAAUUGAAGAAGUAGUGAUGGAAAUGGAGAAUGUGAUAAUAGAGCCAAUUAAGUAUCCUUUAUGGAAUAUAUUACGAGGCCUUACACUUUUGAAAAAGAAAAGAAAAAGAUGCAAGAAAAAUUGCAGUAUUAAUGUUACCAAGACAUGUGCACAGCAUGAAGGGAAGGUAGAAAUUGAUAUGUCAUCAAGAAGGAAGUUGUUAAUUAGGGAAAUAUUGGCAGAUCGAGUCACGGAGUAGAUGAAGAGGCAAAUCUAGAAUAUUAUACGUUAAAUUUAUUGCACAUCAUAUUCUUAUUGAAAUUUUACUAACGUUGUGCAAAUAUUUAUAUUCCGUAUGAAUAAUAAGGAGUUCAGUUGAAUCGAGCAAACAAGGUUACAUCCAUCCACCUCUUAGUAGAUGAAUGUUGAUGAGGGUACAGUGUCUUUAUUGAAGCAGAAUAAGUCUAAUACAUGAGUCCUAAUUUCAGGGAUUCAGUUUUGCUCUAAAGCGUCUCGAACUGAGUCAAUGAGGGAUGACUCGGUGAGUCGAUUGCAACUCGGAGCAACCAAUGAUGAGCUGAGGCUAUCAGAGUGGGAGCUUUUUAGGGCAUGCAUUUCCAAACACAAAAUUCCCAAAAGUAGGUAGAAGUGGGAAUAUAUAUAAAAAAUGUUGUAAUUUAUUAGUAUUUAGUAUGUUUUUCCCCUAUAAAUGCCGUGACAUUCUUUGGUGAUGUUACGCUUCUAUCUAUGUCUUUUUAUUGGGAAAUACUUAUGUCAAAUAAUAUAAGAUUUCUCAAACAUUUGCAUUGGGAAAAUGUUUUGACCAGAAUGUUUGUAGUUUGAUUUUGCAACUCACGUUUCUGAAACAUUCUUAUUUUUACCGAUUCCCCUACUUCUUUUAAGA